AUGACCAAGUUCCGUCGCGGCGACAUUUGGGUCCUCAUCACAACCGACCUGCUCGCGCGCGGCGUCGAUUUCCGCGGACUGAACGGCGUAGUGAACUACGACGUGCCCAACAGCGCAGCCGCGUACGUGCACCGCGUCGGCCGAACCGGGCGAGCUGGUCGCGCUGGAGGCGUCGCCGUCACGUUCUACACUCAAGAAGACAUCCCAUACGUAAAGCUCAUCGCAAACGUUAUCCGUGCGGCGGAGAAGCUGAGGGGUGUCGCCGAAGAAGAGCAGAGUGUAAAGCAGUGGCUGUUAGAUGCACUGCCCACGCCGACGAAGAGGGAGAAGCAGGAAUUGAAGAAGAAAGGUGUGGAGGCGAGGAGGAGUGCGAAGACGGAUGACGGGAAGAACAAGGCGCGCAUCAGUACGAAGAGCGGGUAUGAGCGGCGUGUUGAGAACAGAAAGAGAGGAGCGAGGAUUGGUAGCAAGCAGCGGCAGGAACAGGAGCCGCGGAGGAAGGUAGAGGAGGCGAGUGAAAGUGAGUUUGAAGGCUUUGAGUAG
Didymosphaeria variabile is the source of this 543-nucleotide messenger RNA. RefSeq names its product RNA-dependent ATPase rok1. The record is from RefSeq and is a predicted model, not a curated record. The transcript has a single exon. Lineage: Eukaryota; Fungi; Ascomycota; Dothideomycetes; Pleosporales; Didymosphaeriaceae. The coding region runs from base 1 to 543 and encodes 180 amino acids.